CUCUCAUAUUUAUUACACUUAUUUUACUAUUAUUUUAUAUAUAUACUUUUAAUGUCAAUGAUUUAAUAUAUUUGGCAUUCACAUAAUCAUUCACAUGAUUUUAACGGACACACACACACGAAAUCUCGAGCGCCUUAAUGGCAUGUUUGGCAUCGUUGACAAAGGAUGUGAAGUCCCCAAAAAAGGGUAGAAAUACCAGCACUACCUCCAACUCCAAACCUUGAAAAGUUCAGCCAACUUCUUACAACUCAAUUCCAACACAGAUACAGCCACCUUGUCAUUGCCAUCCCCCCAGUAUGACUGCACGGCCGAAGAAAUUGCUCGUUGCUACUGCUACAUUUCUAGAGAACAUUCUUGUUGUUUGCACUACAUCUCUUGAGAAAAAGGCAGUUCCCAUCCCAUCACCAGCAAAACACAUUUUUUUAUCCUCCCAGUCAGCAAAACAUUUCCAAAGCAUUAUUAUGGAAUUCGGAUUCGGCAUCGCGGGUUCCUCCGGCAACGGAAUGAGUUCCGAAGUUCCGGUCGAAACCAUCUCGGUCGCCAUGGUUGUGCCUUCCUCACCGCUGCCCUUCGAGUCUAGUGUGGGGGCUGCCACCAUAACCUCCUUCUCGAUGCCGAGCUUGAUCUUCGGGUCGGCCCCUCGACCCAUUCCCAGGCUCGAAACCACGGGUGAUUACCCCGUCGGUAAUUCGAACUCAUUUCUCGGACCGACUAUGGCUUCAGCCUCGACGGUCAACUUUGGACCGAACGCGGGUUUUCCCAUACCGGUAAAUCCAUUCGUUGGACCUCAUUGGGCGACGAACGGGCCUUUCCUCCACAUGCCCAAUUCAGUUGGGCCGAUUUCGGUGCCCGCUAGUUCGGUUCAAAGGCCACCGAAGUUCAAUUGCACGAACUUCAAAAUGUGGCAACAAAAGAUGGCAUUCUUCAUGACCGUCCUGGGAUUUGCUGAGUACCUGCAUCAGGAUCGUCCCCAGCCCAACGAAUCCAACGACCCCCUCGUGGCGAUGGUGAACCAAGCGUGGUACCACAACAACUAUCUCGCCAUCAACAUUAUUCCUGAGUGGUUGGGAGAUACGCUGUACCCCGUCUAUGCCGGUGCUAAGCUUGCAAAAGAGCAUUGGAAUAGCUUGAACAAGAAGUAUCAAGCUGAAGAUGCCGGCACGAAGAAGUUCAUUGUCGGGAAGAUGUUGGACUACAAGAUGGUCGACAGCAAAUCUGUUGUCGCCCAAGCUAAAGAGCUUACGGUCAUCUGCAAUAAAUGCAAUGAAGAGAAAGUAGGCAUCAGUGAGGAAUUCCAAGUGGCAGCCAUCAUCCACAAACUUCCUCGGUCAUGGGAAGAUUUCCAAGCCGACCUCAAGCUCAAAAGAACGGAGCUAAACUUAGAGCAAUUGCUCAUGCGGUUGAGGAUCCGAGAGGAAGGGCUUGCCAGAAGAGGCGGAGGGGCAAAGGCGAAUGUGGUAGAACAUCUGUCGGGCUCUUCACAUGGCGGGAAGGAUAAAAAGAAAAUAGGUCCUAAAGGUGGGGUUUCUAAAUUUGCAGGAAAGUGCUACAAUUGUGGCAUUACCGGGCAUCGUUCCUCCAAUUGUAGGAAAAAGAAGCCACAGAAGAACAAGAAGAAACCAACCGAAGCUAUGUGCGCAAAGCUCCACAACCUGGAUCUCUGCGCAGUCGUCACCGAGAUUCAAGAGGCAGAUUCAAGAGGGAGGAAGAAGAUCUACCAGUCCUGCCCAACUCAAAGGCUAUGAUCCUUGUCUCUAUCUUUUUACCUCUUAGCUUUCUUUCAUCGUCUUCUUUUCUCUUUUCUUCUUAUUCUGCUCAGCUUUUUCAUUCCCUUUUUUUCUUCAUUUUUCUGCUCCUUUUGAUGAGAACUCCCCUCCACCACCAAACUCUCUGGAACCAACUCCUCCUCUCUUUCUUUGAUCUGUGCAACCUGUGCUU
Cuscuta campestris is the source of this 1938-nucleotide messenger RNA. Lineage: Eukaryota; Viridiplantae; Streptophyta; Magnoliopsida; Solanales; Convolvulaceae. The record is from the annotation of a GenBank genome assembly.